Messenger RNA from Aspergillus puulaauensis, 564 nucleotides. RefSeq lists its product as uncharacterized. The record is from RefSeq and is a predicted model, not a curated record. The transcript has a single exon. Lineage: Eukaryota; Fungi; Ascomycota; Eurotiomycetes; Eurotiales; Aspergillaceae. The coding region runs from base 1 to 564 and encodes 187 amino acids.
AUGGACGCAAUCAACAUCAUCAUCCAUAUACGUACCUUCGCCGAAUUCGUCACGGACAAAGUCCAAAGCAUGGCUGAGUUCAACAAGUCGUAUGCUGAAAUCGCUCAGAAGUUCCAGCAAGAUCUUCUUUUCCUCCAUUCGUUCGAAGCACUCUUUGUCGAAGAUGACGGCAACUUUAUCCGCAACGAAAACAUUUCCGAGCACAUCGUCGUCUCCCAGGGCAACCUUUCGUCCAUGGGUCGCCUGUUCUCCGAAUACAAGUCGAUAGCUGAAGAGUAUCAGGAGUCUGAAUCAGCCGACGAAGCUGGUAGCCUGUGCCAGCGAGCGAAGCGAAGGGUCAGCUGGGCCAUCUGCGGCAAGAGGAAGACAAUGGAUGUCCUUAAGCAGUACAGCGCGUACACCCAGAACCUUCAUGAGACGACAACUCAUGCUGUUGACACUAGCUGCUCUCGACGACGGGUGCCUACGAGAGGUUGCGAACCGCAAGCAGGCGAGAGCACUAUUUGCCUCCAUACCCAUGCUGCCAGACGAGUUCACGGCUCUCGGAGGAAGACUGCAGAUUGA